Messenger RNA from Rattus rattus (black rat), 1778 nucleotides. Its product is annotated as CTP synthase 1-like. Gene Ontology annotation, cellular component: cytoophidium; cytoplasm. The record is from RefSeq and is a predicted model, not a curated record. Gene Ontology annotation, molecular function: CTP synthase activity; identical protein binding. Gene Ontology annotation, biological process: pyrimidine nucleobase biosynthetic process; CTP biosynthetic process. NCBI's taxonomy places the organism in Eukaryota, Metazoa, Chordata, Mammalia, Rodentia, Muridae.
CGGCCUGGCUGAGCACUGGCUCCUCGAGUCACGGCGCACGCGUUGGCCUUGCUGUGGCUGACACGAGACUCUGAAGCCCGCUCCAGGUUAAAAGAAAAAUGAAGUACAUUCUAGUUACUGGUGGUGUUAUAUCAGGAAUUGGAAAAGGAGUUAUCACCAGCAGUGUGGGCACAAUACUCAAGUCAUGCGGUUUACAUGUAACAUCAAUUAAAAUUGACCCCUAUAUUAACAUUGAUGCAGGAACAUUCACUCCUUAUGAACAUGGAGAAGUCUUAGUGCUGGAUAAUAGCGGAGAAGUUGACCUUGACUUGGGAAACUAUGAGCGGUUCCUUGAUAUCCGCCUCACCAAGGACAAUAACCUGACCACAGGGAAGAUACACCAGUACGUCAUUAACAAGGAGCACAAAGGAGAUUACAUAGAGAAAACUGUUCAGGUUGUCCCUCACAUCACAGAUGCAAUCCAAGAGUGGGCGAUGAGACAGGCGUUAAUACCUGUAGACGAAGAUGGCUUAGAACCUCAAGUGUGUGUUAUUGAGCUUGGUGGCACGCCCUUCAUUGAGGCCUUUCGCCAGUUCCAGGUCAAGGUCAAGAGGGAGAACUUUUGUAAUAUCCGUGUCAGUCUGGUUCCUCAGCCAAGUUCACCAGGGGAACAGAAGACAAACCCCACCCAGAACAGUGUUCGGGAGCUUAGAGGACUCGGUCUGUCUCCAGACUUAGUGGUGUGCAGAUGCUCAAAUCCUCUUGACACAUCUGUGAAAGACCGGGUACCCUUGCUUUUAGAAGAGCAAGGGGUUGUGGACUACCUUCUUCGGAGAUUUGACCUUCCUGUUGAGAGACAGUCACGGAAGAUGCUGAUAAAGUGGAAGGAGAUGGCAGACAGAUAUGAUCACUUGCUGGAGACCUGCUCUAUCGCUCUUGUGGGCAAAUACACCAAAUUCUCAGACUCGUGUGCCUCUGUAAAAGCUCUAGAGCACUCUGCAUUGGCUAUUAACCACAAGCUGGCGAUCAAGUACAUCGAUUCCACAGACCUGGAGCCGAGCACCCUGCAGGAAGAGCCUGUGCGCUACCAUGAGGCCUGGCAGAAGCUCUGCAGUGCUCAUGGAGUGCUGGUUCCAGGAGGAUUUGGUGUUCGGGGAACAGAAGGAAAAAUUCAAGCAAUUGCCUGGGCUCGGAAACAGAAGAAGCCUUUUUUGGGUGUGUGCUUAGGAAUGCAACUAGCAGUGGUAGAACUUUCGAGAAAUGUGCUGGGAUGGCAGGAUGCCAAUUCUACAGAGUUUGACCCUAAGACUAGUCAUCCUGUGGUCACAGACAUAUCAGAACAUAACCCUGGGCAAAUGGGUGGAACCAAGAGGCUGGGCAAGAGGAGAACCCUGUUCCAGACCAAGAACUCAGUCACGAGGAAACUCCAUGGAGACACAGACUACUUGGAAGAAAGGCACCGCCACCGAUUAGAAGUGAAUCCAGUCCUGAAAAGGUGCUUGGAAGAGCAAGGCUUGAAGUUUGUUGGCCAGGAUGUUGAAGGCGAGAGGAUGGAGAUCGUGGAGCUGGAGGACCAUCUGUUUGUUGUUGGAGUGCAGUAUCACCCCGAGUUCCUGUCCAGGCCUAUCAAGCCCUCCCCACACUACUUUGCCCUCCUGGCCUCUGUGGAGCAGCUCCCACAUUACCUUCAGAAAGGUUGCUGGCUCUCACCCAAGGACACUUACAGUGACAGAAGUGGGAGCAGCUCCCCUGACUCUGAAAUCACUGAACUGAACUUUCCAUCAAUAAGUCAGGACUGA